Tupaia belangeri chinensis (Chinese tree shrew) is the source of this 636-nucleotide messenger RNA. It is a transcript of the gene CLDN1, whose product is annotated as claudin 1. Gene Ontology annotation, cellular component: membrane; bicellular tight junction. The record is from RefSeq and is marked provisional. Gene Ontology annotation, molecular function: structural molecule activity. NCBI's taxonomy places the organism in Eukaryota, Metazoa, Chordata, Mammalia, Scandentia, Tupaiidae.
AUGGCCAACGCGGGGCUGCAGCUGCUGGGCUUUAUCCUGGCCUUCGUGGGCUGGAUCGGCGCUAUCGUCAGCACCGCCUUGCCCCAGUGGAAGAUCUACUCCUAUGCCGGCGACAACAUCGUCACGGCCCAGGCCAUCUACGAGGGACUGUGGAUGUCCUGCGUGUCGCAGAGCACCGGGCAGAUCCAGUGCAAAGUCUUCGACUCUUUGCUGAAUCUGAACAGUACUUUGCAAGCAACCCGUGCUUUGAUGGUAGUUGGCAUCUUGCUGGGACUCAUAGCGAUCUUUGUGGCCACGAUUGGCAUGAAAUGCAUGAAGUGCAUGGAAGACGAUGAGGUUCAGAAGAUGCGGAUGGCUGUCUUUGGGGGCAUGAUAUUUCUCAUUGCAGGUCUGGUGAUUUUAGUAGCCACUGCAUGGUAUGGCCACAGAAUAGUUCAAGAGUUCUAUGACCCCAUGACCCCAGUCAAUGCCAGGUAUGAGUUUGGUCAGGCUCUUUUCACUGGCUGGGCUGCUGCUUCUCUGUGCCUUCUGGGAGGUGCCCUACUUUGCUGCUCUUGUCCCCGAAAAACAAGCUCUUACCCAACACCACGGCCCUAUCCAAAACCUACACCUUCUAGUGGGAAAGACUACGUGUGA